AUGGGCGAAGAAGCUGGGGAAGAGUCACGUUGCCCGCCGGAAUCCGCCACAGGAGCUGACGUCGAGAUUUCCGAUGGCUCGAACUCUUGGCCGGUGGUUCGCUACGACGUCCCCCCGUACAGGACCUACCAUUUCUACCGGCAGUUCAGAACUACUGCUUCAAACCCUAACAACUUCCUCAAGGGCGUCAAAUGGUCACCCGAUGGCUCUUGCUUCUUAAGUUGCUCUGACGACAAUAAGCUCCGAGUUUUCAGUUUGCCUUAUGAUGAAACUGGUAGCCUUGCAAACGUUCCUGUGUCGGAUUCUGACUCUUAUGAGGCAAACCUAGUCAUUGGCGAGGGAGAAGCUGUGUAUGACUAUUGCUGGUACCCCUACAUGUCUGCUUCAAGUCCAGAUUCAUGCGUAUUUGCAACGUCUACACGCGACCAUCCUAUUCAUCUUUGGGAUGCCAACUCUGGACAGCUACGCUGCACUUAUCGUGCCUAUGAUGCCGUGGAUGAAAUUACUGCUGCAUUUUCAAUUGGCUUCAACCCUGAUGGGACUAAGAUAUUUGCGGGAUACAACAAAACUAUUAGGAUAUUCGAUGUUCAUCGGCCGGGUAGAGAUUUUGGACAGCAUUCAACUCUUUCAGAAAGCAAAGAAGGGCAGUCAGGCAUUAUAUCUUCAAUUGCUUUUUCUCCGACUAAUUCGGGCAUGUUGGCUGCGGGGUCCUAUAGCCAAACAACUGCCAUAUACAGAGAGGAUAAUAUGGAAUUGCUUUAUGUGUUGCAUGGCCAAGGAGGUGGAGUUACCCAAGUUCAGUUUUCUAAAGAUGGAAAUUAUUUGUACACUGGGGGACGUAAGGAUCCCUAUAUUCUUUGUUGGGAUAUUCGCAAAACCGUCGAUAUUGUUUACAAACUCUAUCGGUCAUCUGAAAGUACCAACCAGAGGAUACAAUUUGAUAUCGAACCUUUUGGUCGAUAUCUUGGAACGGGCGGUCAGGAUGGUUUGGUACAUAUCUAUGAUCUUCAGACGGGGGAGUGGGUAUCCAGCUUUCAAGCCGCAUCAGAUACAAUAAAUGGGGUAUCUUUCCACCCCCUUCUCCCAAUGGCAGCCACAUCUUCAGGACAAAGGCGGUAUGGAGGUUUGGAUGAUGACUCUGAAGAGAAUAAAAACAGCUUGACCGGUGAUGAAAACUGUUUGUCCGUUUGGAGCUUUUAUUCAGACACAGGGGAAGAUGUAGUUUUCGGAAAUGCUGGUGAUUGA
Molecule: messenger RNA, 1245 nt
Organism: Striga hermonthica
Lineage: Eukaryota; Viridiplantae; Streptophyta; Magnoliopsida; Lamiales; Orobanchaceae
Source: the annotation of a GenBank genome assembly